Molecule: messenger RNA, 1389 nt
Organism: Cicer arietinum (chickpea)
Lineage: Eukaryota; Viridiplantae; Streptophyta; Magnoliopsida; Fabales; Fabaceae
Molecular function (GO): phosphatidylinositol transfer activity
Source: RefSeq, a predicted model, not a curated record
UUAUAAUCUAUGAAGAAGACAAAAUAAUGAAUGUACAGAAUAAUUUGUGUAUGGGGCAAGUUUUUGUUUACUUAAAGCAUUAUAUAAUGGAAGACCGUAAGUUCGUACUACUAGCUACUAACAAAUGAUAUUAACUUUCUAACAAAAUUGACCUAACUAAUUAUCUAUGUUAAGGAAACAAUAGUAAUAACGGAAGUGGUUAUAAAAUGAAUGCCAUGUUUCAAUGAAUAAACCAAAGUAAAAUAUAUCCCUUCAAUUCCCUCAAAAGUUUAGCUUGUGCUGCAUCAUUGGAAGGCAUAUAUUAAAGGGUGUCUCUUACAAACACUAUGAGUGAGGAAAUGAAGAAAAUUGCCUCUGAUGAUGGCCAUGAGAAAGUAUUAGCACUAUCAUUGUCACCAGAACAGCGGGCUAAGAUAAUUGAGGUGAGAAAAUUGAUAGGAACAUUAUCAGAUAAGGCAUCUGUAUAUUGUUCUGAUGCAUCCAUCUCAAGGUAUUUAAAGUCACAGAAUUGGAAUGUCAAGAAAGCAUCUCAAAUGUUGAAACUGAGCUUAAAAUGGAGACACGAAUACAAACCUGAAGAGAUCAGCUGGGACGAGGUUUCUGAUGAAGCAGAGACAGGAAAAAUAUAUAGACCAAACUAUUAUGACAAGCAUGGGAGACCUGUACUUAUAAUGAGAACGAAUCGCCAGAGAUCGAAGUCAUUAAAAGAAGAGAUUAAGCAUUUUGUUUACUGCAUGGAGAAUGCAAUUUUAAAUCUUCCACCUAACCAGGAAGAGGUGGUUUGGCUAGUUGAUUUCCAUGGUUUCAAUCUGUCAAAUAUAUCAUUCAAGAUGACACGUGAAGUCUCUCAUAUAUUACAAAAAUAUUAUCCACAGCGCCUUGGAUUGGCAAUAAUGUAUGAUGCACCCAAGAUUUUCCAACCAUUCUUCUCGAUGGUAAAGGUCCUGCUUGAUCCUGAGACUUGUAAUAAGGUAAAGUUUGUUUAUUCCAAUGAUGGAAACACAAAGAAGAUUAUGGAGGAUUUGUUUGAUAUGGAUCAACUUGAACAAGCAUUUGGUGGAAAUGACGACACAGAAUUUGAUACAAAUAAAUAUGCCAAGAGAAUGAGAGAUGACGACAACAAGAUGUACUCCUUAUGGACGCAGGCAAACUCUGUAUCAUUCGUCUCGCACAAUAUUCCUUCUACAGACGUAUUCGGAGCAGAUAUGGUCAAUCGCAGGGACAAAAAAGGCAUAGCUAUAGAAUGAGAAAUCACUUGCCAGAUCUAUUUGGAAAGUGUAAUGCAUCAAGAGCUAUAUUCUAGUUUGAAACUUAGAUUUAAGAGACAUGGUGUAAGCUUCAUAUUGGAUUUCUGAUGUUAAAUAAAUGAAUUUUACCUUGUAGCUUGAA